Varanus komodoensis (Komodo dragon) is the source of this 4305-nucleotide messenger RNA. It is a transcript of the gene CCDC82, whose product is annotated as coiled-coil domain containing 82. Lineage: Eukaryota; Metazoa; Chordata; Lepidosauria; Squamata; Varanidae. The transcript has 8 exons. The record is from RefSeq and is a predicted model, not a curated record. Bases 339 to 1745 code for a protein of 468 amino acids. Gene Ontology annotation, cellular component: nucleus.
CUUGUUUUUUUCUUCUCUCUUGCAUAGGAUUGCUGCCUGACAGACAGGAAAAGGGGUCGAGAGGAAGCUAUUGGCGCCUAAUUCUUUCAUGUGGGAGAAAGCGUAGCCCAGGGACCGUCCUGAUUUAUUGGCCUUCUGAAGCACAUCCCUACAGCGCCUUUCCCUCGUAAAUCCUUCAAACUGGCACUUGCUCGGUUAAAGCCUCCAUAGCCAAGAGUGCUUCUGAGCAUGUGCAGAAGCUUGUGCCUUACGCAACAGUUGGCUGAGUGAAAUCUCCAUGACCCUUUUCUUCCUUACUCUCUCCCACAGAUACAUCUUGGAUUAAGUAGUAAGUCAUCAUGGAAACAAAUUCUAUAAGCAGAAGAUACGAAACAAGGAGAAGCACAAGAGCAGAAACACCAGUAGCCAAAUCUCGGGUUGACUGGCAGCGGACCAAGAGGAGAAGUAGAUUGCUCGAUAGUGAAGAAGAAGAUGAUGAACUUACAUCACCAUCAGAAAAGGAAUUUGAAACAAGUUCAGAUGAUGAUGCAGAUGAAAAAGGAAAGGAUGAAUCCAUCCUUCACAAAAAUGAGGAAGAACCUGCAGUGAAUGCAGGUGGACUUUCAGAUGAUAAGACAGGUUGUGAUGGUGCAACAGCAGAGGACGUGGAAGAAGAGCACAUCAACCCUGGGAAGCGCAAGAGAUCUCGGUUAUCUGUAAUGUAUGACAGUGACGAAAGUGAUGAUAGCGAUAUCGUUAGGAAAGUGUUUGCUAAACGCAGUUGCAUAAUAGAUGAGGAAGACUUGUCUGUCAACCAGAAAGUUCACACAACACCUGCAGAAGAAGCAGCAAACAGAAAAGAAAAAAGACUAAUGAAACUGAAGGAACUGUCCCGACGGCGAUCGGCUUCAGCUUGUAUUAACGAACAUGUUAAGGAUACUGAUGAUGAGAUAAUACUAGAUGAUUCCAAUGACACAUCUGAGGCCAACAGCAUGAAGGAUUUCAUAGUUGAUGAGGAGGAAGGGGAAGAAUUGGAUCAGGAAAACUCUGAGAAGAAUGAAAGCCAGCCGCAAGGGAAAGAGCAAGCUCUGUCAUGCACACUGUUGGAGAAGCACAUACCAUGUUUGUCUCGCGUUGAUCAUUUUGUCCAUUUUCAAAGAGUUGUAAAAGCUUUUCUCAUCAAUGCAGUUGAUGAUACUUUCCUGAGCUCCUUAUAUGAGGGGAAAAGACAAAAGAAGUAUGCACAGAAUAUGCUGACUUCCCUCCAUUACUUGGAUGACCGUUUUGUUCAACCUCGUCUUGAUAAUUUACUCAGUAGAAGUCGCUGGAAAGAACGAUAUAAGGAACGAGUGGAUAGUUACCCUGAUGUCCGCAUAGUUUUGGGAAAGCCAGUACAACGUUCCUGUCAAGCCUGUGAACUUCAGAGGUACUGUAAGUUUACAGUACAUCUGUCAGGAAAAUUAUACAAUAGUGAAACAUUGGAAGUAGAUGACUUCAUGUCACAUGAUAAGCAGCUGUUAAAAGUUGGUGUCGUGUGUGGAAACCGUACCCGUGUUUAUCAUAAUCUGAGGCAUUUUAAAUAUAAGCUAUAUCAGGAUUGCUGCUUGGUUAUGAAGAAUGAUGGUUCUGAGGAUGGAAGCGUUAAAGAUUCGGUGGAAAGAGUGUUCAGCCAGCUGGAUGAAGAUGGCUGGAUUGAUAAGCAAUAUGCUGAGCUGGAAGGCUACAUGGACAGCGCAGAUUUCUUCCAGGAUGAAAAAAUGGACUAAAUGUUUGUGCAUUCAUUUUCUGAAGAAGGGUUUUUAAGAACUUAAAUGUGCUUGCUUUAGACUUGUGAUAGAAUUUGAAGAUAAUGCCACAUUGUGGCAAGUGUUCUUUUUUUAUUCCCAAACCUGAUAAUUAUAAUAAUAUAUUUGCAUAUUCUUAUGGCUACAUUUAAGUUAGUUAGUUUGGUUAUUUUUCAGCUUUUAUUUUAAUUAUCAGAAUAAUUAUCUGCAGGAUUUUUAAAGUGGAAGGUACCCCUUCCAGGCAGUUCAAUGUAAUGCUCUCAAAUGAAAAACCAAUCUGAAUAACCCAAGAGUUCAUUCAGGAAAUGAAUUUUUCUGCACUGCAAUGCCAAAGUAGAUUGUGCCAGUGUGUGAGAAAUGCUUGACUUCAUUCUGAAAGAAGAAAGGUUUAUAUAGUAAGAACCCCACAGACUAUACGAUGCAAUUGUUUUCCCAGCACAGUACUUAAAAACUGCUAUAAGCAUCAAGCACUUUUUUUCUGGGAGACAGGGCAGUAAGAGAUUAUCUGUCUCUUUAAAGCCAGCAGGCUAUCAUUGUUUAUGAAUCCUGGAGGCCCAUAAUUCAUGCACUUGCAUUUAGCCUGCAUGUUUGGCUCAGAGGCAUAAAAAAAUGUCAAACAUCCUCUGAAACAAAACAAAAACAAUAACAAUCCACAUUGAGAGCAAUACUGAAUCAUGGCAAAACAAAUAGCAUUAUUUAAUAAUUUCUGUAGAAUUUGAAAAGAAGCUUUCCAAUAUUUUUUUCUCAUUUGUGCUGGACCACUGUUACGUGUUUGAUACCAGUUAGGUCUUGCUUCCAUUUUGGACUGUGAUGCAGGGACUUCGAUGGACAGUUGCUGUAUGAAUUGGGGGUUCAAUAAUGGAUUUAGUGUUAGAAUAUUGAUGAAUGGGGCCUGUAAUGAAAUCUUGCUGUCUAAGGUACCAACAAGGCCCUCUUUCCAUCUUCCAGGAUAGUCAAUUUCAUUCCUAUCCAUGGCCAAUUUUUGUAAUUAUCCACAUAUAAACCUACACCAGUAUUCCACUGAGUGGGUGGCGCAGUCCCCACCUUUAAGGUUUUCUGCCUUAAACAUGCAAUUUUUAUGAACUUCCAAAGCCUGCUUACAUUUCUUGUACCUGGACGGCAUUUUUUGGCUAUAUAAGGAUCGACAUUUUAACAGUGUUCAUUUUUAAUAUUUAAGAUGGACCAGCCAGUCUAAGAAGCUCGGCAGUGUCAGUUUCAGAGUUAAUAUAUAGGAUGGAUGCUCUGACUUGAUGUGAAUAGGAGAACUGGGCUAUGUUGCUGUUUAGGGAGAUUUGGGAUACAAAUGUGGCCAGCACAGGGUGCAUAUGAUUUCUAUACUCAUACAAAGGGAGAGCUAUCCUGAGGCCAUAUGCCUUCAUAAAUAGUGGCAGAUCACCUCUUCCAUGGCCUUAGAGAGAACACUGAACACAGAGGAGUAAAUCCAAUCAUCCUAGCUGCAACAGAAGGCUGCUUUUAUGAUGAUCACAACUGCAACCUCAUGAGACAAGCCAGAGGAGUAAAGGACAUGCUGGCAGGGAGAGAGAAGAAAGCCCAUGAUACAUUAUGACCUAUGGGUUCUCUAUUCCCCUCUCCACCCUCCCAAAGGUACAUCAGCUUAAUAGGUUUGAGUGUCUAGCUGCUUUUGCAUUUUAAAUAUAGGCAAAAUCACCUCUUUUUACUUUACCUGGCUCUUGCCAGCAGGACAUAGGAUAGGUGGAGGGCUCCAGACUUGGAGCCAUCUGCCUGUUGGGAGCUCAGCUUAUAGGACUGUAACCUAUGCUAUUUAACAAUCAUGUGCUUUCCUCUCUUAAGCAUGUGUCCUUUCGUCUCUAUUCACUUCCAGUGUCACUAGAGAAUAGUCCUGGAGCAGAAUACAUGCCCCAUGUUUUAUUUCCUGGCAUUCCCAGGUAGGGCUGGGAAAGACCCACGGCUCAAAUGCUAGAGCUGCCUGUCUCAAAACAGAAUGUUCAGCUAGAUGGAGUUUUGGUCUGAUUCAGCAAGGCAAUUCUUACAUUCUUGCUUAAUUGAAGGCAUACCUUCAGUUGAAGACAUUUAUAUCCCACUUUUCAGGACUGUACCUUCACACAUGGCUUACAAAGAAGGCAUCGGAGACAGGCACAUACAUGUGCAAAUCAGCACAAUCAACAUUAAGGAAAAUUAAAUGAACUUGAAUUAAUUGAGAGUGGAACAUGCACGUGAACUACUAUUUGGGAAAGGCCAGGAUGAGCAAAUAUUGUUAAAGACCUGCACCAAUCAUGUAAGGUGCAAAGCAGCAGGACAGGAGUUGCAUAAGUAAGGCACCAGUCCCUUGCAUUCACCAGUCUAGCUGUUCUAAGCAGGGAGAUUCUGUUAAUUUCAGAAUCACUGGCUGUGCUUCCAUUCCUGUUUUGCGCCUGCUCCGAUAGCAGGACAACAACUGCUAAAGGAGUGGCGUGCAAGUGCAAGAGGUACUGGGGGCAUCAGUGCAGAACAGCCUGCACUCCCCAUUCAGAAUCCUUAUGUUCAGAUUCAUUGUGAUAAAUAAAGUCUGAAAUACUGUGUA